AUGCAAGUCGAAGCGGAAACAGGAGCGGAAGUACUCAAAGAAGAACCCAUAUUUGGAGUUCUUGACAUAAUUCUUUUCUUAGCUUUAAUCGGAGUUGGAGCUUGGUGGUUGCUCAAAGACUGGAAGAAGCCGGAAUUAACACAAACGAAAUCAUAUACGAUACAACCCUCGUCUUUGGGCACUCAAUCCUCAGACAAUUCGUUUAUACAAAAACUCAAAUCAUCCGGAAGAAGUCUUGUCGCUUUCUAUGGGAGUCAAACGGGAACGGGUGAAGAAUUUGCCGGACGAUUGGCAAAAGAGGGAAUAAGAUAUAGGAUGAAAGGAAUGGUUGCAGAUCCCGAAGAAUACGAUAUGGAAGAAUUGGUCAAUUUAAGAGAUAUCCCGAAUUCUUUGGCAGUUUUUUGCCUCGCAACAUACGGCGAGGGGGAUCCAACGGAUAAUGCUAUGGAAUUUUACGAAUGGCUACAUUCGGAUAUCGAUUUGACGGGAUUAAAUUAUGCCGUGUUCGGUUUAGGUAAUAAAACAUACGAACAUUAUAACGAAGUCGCCAUUUAUGUGGAUAAAAGAUUAGAAGAAUUGGGAGCAACGAGAGUUUUCGAACUCGGAUUGGGAGAUGACGAUGCAAACAUCGAAGAUGAUUUUAUUACUUGGAAAGAUAAGUUUUGGCCGGCCGUUUGCGAAUAUUUUGGACUCGAAGGUGCGGGUGAGGAUGUGAGCGUACGUCAAUAUCGUCUUACGGAACACGAGGAAUACAAUCCGGAAAGAGUUUUCACCGGAGAAGUUGCCAGACUUCAAUCUUUGAAAAACCAAAGACCGCCGUACGAUGCAAAAAAUCCAUUCCUUUCUCAAAUAAAAGUUAACAGAGAAUUGCACACGGGUGGAGAUAGAUCUUGCAUGCACAUAGAAUUCGAUAUCGAGGGAUCCAAAAUGAGAUACGACAGCGGUGACCAUUUAGCCGUUUAUCCUGUCAACAGUAGCGAAUUAAUAGAAAAACUUGGAUCCCUGUUGAAUUUCGAUUUAGACCGAGUUUUUACAUUAACCAAUACGGAUGAGGAAUCGAGCAAAAAACAUCCAUUUCCAUGUCCUUGUUCGUACAGGACGGCUUUUAGACAUUAUUUGGACAUCACAAGCAAUCCGAGAACACACAUUUUAAAAGAACUUUCGGAAUAUGCAACGGAUCCAAAGGAAAAAGAAAUGCUCAAAUUAAUGUCAAGCACUUCUCCCGAAGGUAAAGCACUCUAUCAAAAAUGGAUCAUCGAAGAUAAUCGUAACAUAAUACACAUUUUGGAAGAUUUACCCAGUUGCACGCCGGCCAUUGAUCACUUAUGCGAAUUGCUACCACGUUUACAAUGUCGAUAUUAUUCCAUUUCAUCUUCUGCUAAGUUGUAUCCAACGUCCGUUCACGUCACGGCCGUACUCGUACAAUACGAAACGCCAACGAAUAGAGUCAAUAAGGGAGUCGCGACGUCCUGGUUAAAAACUUUAGUACCGGCUGGAGGAGAAGGAGAAGAAAAAGAAUUUCCAUCGGCUCCUAUUUUCAUCAGGAAAUCCCAAUUCAGGUUGCCAACGCGAAUGCAAACUCCGAUUAUAAUGAUAGGUCCGGGUACAGGUUUAGCUCCAUUUAGAGGAUUUAUUCAAGAGAGACAUUUAGCUAAAGAAGAAGGUAAACCCAUCGGUGAUACCAUUUUGUAUUUCGGGUGUAGGAAAAAAUCCGAAGAUUUUCUUUAUAAAGAAGAAUUAGAAAAAUACGUCGAGUCAGGAACGCUUAAAAUGCACGUGGCAUUUUCAAGGGAUCAACCUGAAAAAAUAUACGUCACGCAUUUAUUGUCACAAAACGCGGAUGAAUUGUGGGAGGUCAUAGGAGAAAAUAAUGGUCACCUUUACAUAUGCGGGGAUGCGAGAACGAUGGCUAGAGACGUAAACGAUAUAGUACGAAAGGUUCUCAUUGAUAAGGGUAACAUGACGGAACAACAGGCUCAGGCAUAUUUGAAAAAAAUGGAAGCACAAAAAAGAUUUUCAUCGGAUGUGUGGAGUUGAAAAAAAUACGUAUCACGGAUUGAUAUAAAUGUUAUUAUUAUUAUUAUUAUU
Pediculus humanus corporis (human body louse) is the source of this 2088-nucleotide messenger RNA. Its product is annotated as NADPH--cytochrome P450, putative. Gene Ontology annotation, biological process: response to hormone. NCBI's taxonomy places the organism in Eukaryota, Metazoa, Arthropoda, Insecta, Psocodea, Pediculidae. The coding region runs from base 1 to 2037 and encodes 678 amino acids. Gene Ontology annotation, cellular component: cytosol. The record is from RefSeq and is a predicted model, not a curated record. The transcript has 13 exons. Gene Ontology annotation, molecular function: NADPH-hemoprotein reductase activity; flavin adenine dinucleotide binding; FMN binding.